Messenger RNA from Paramecium sonneborni, 1743 nucleotides. NCBI's taxonomy places the organism in Eukaryota, Ciliophora, Oligohymenophorea, Peniculida, Parameciidae. The record is from the annotation of a GenBank genome assembly.
AUGAAACUCUCAUUGUCAACAGAGUGGUUAUUCUUUCAUCUUUGGAAAAAGAAUCCUGAUACAAAUUCUAGUUGUCCAGGUGUAUUUGUGGCAGAUACAAUAAUAUAUAGAUGGGCUCAACCUUACUUUUGGUACUUUACAGCAAAAGAUGGUUAAAUAUUAAGAAAAACAAAAGAACGAAUAUUUGUGGAAUAAAUAGAAGAAAUCUUCCAAAAAAGUGGUGAUAUUUCAGCUUUAUAUUUGUAAAGCUAGCAAAAUAAAAUAAUAUUUGAAUACUUUGAGAAAGGUGAAUUCAUUUAAUUUCUUCAUUAAAGAGAAAAAGCUUUAAAUGCCUUACUAUAAAAAUUUGUAGAGCCUAAAUCAUCAAGAAACUCUAUGAUUAAGGUGUCUUGGAGUCCAUAAUUUUGUUUAUUGUCUAGAAAAACAAAUAAUAAUGAUCUUAAAAAUAAUAAAAUACCAAUAGAAGAUCGUUUAGUAACAUUUGAAGGUCCAGAACAUUUAUCAACAACAGAUUCUAUUGCAUCUCCUAUAUUAUCAUCUGACAUUGAAUAAAUUUGUCUUAAUAUUGUUAAACAUAUUUAAGAUGUUUCUGGAGGAAAUAUAUAGAUAUCAAGGAUGGUUUUAUUUUUUAAAAUAGAUGAAAAAAAUAGAUUAUGGUUAUUAUUUAGUAGUGGAGUAAAAGUUAGAUAAAAAGUAAAGAUAAAAGUAUAUAUAAUAGUUCAUAAAUGAAGAAACUGUUUCAGAUUUUCCAAAAUAAAAAGAGAGAAUAUAAUCUCCAAUUAUGAUAUUAUAAACUUAAUUGAAAAUAGGAUAGACUUCGAAAUUUUCAGUUGAUACUUAAGGAUAUGUAAAACAAACUGGUAGCAGUUGCAAUAAUUGUUCAAUACAAGGAGAAAUGUAUGAACUAACAGUCUAAUAAUACAUAGCAUCUUAUGAUUAAGGAAUAUUGGAUGAAGAAACACUAAUAAUUAGAUAAAAAGUAGCUAAAAAUCCAGUUAAGAAAUCAGACAAUGAAGAAGAUUAUUAUGUAGAAGGAUCAUUAAAUAUUCCUGGACUAUUACUAAAAAUAUGGGGUAAGAUGGAUAUUGAAAAAUAUAAAAAUUUAAGAAAUAAUAUGAGUUUUAUGAGUUUAAAAUUGCAAUUAUGUUUAGAUUGUUAUUUAAAAUUUACAAGAAUGUAAUUAAUUGAGUAAAUAUAUAGUCAUGUUGAAUCUAAAAGUGAAAGAGAUGCCAAAUAAACAGUUGUAACUAUACCUCCUUUAUGGCAGCCUUCAAAAACAAAGAUUUAAAAUAAUUAAGAAACUUUAACUUUAGUUUCAUCUACUAAAUAAAAUAAGAUGUAUUAUACUCCUGGGAAAUAAGGUUAAUAAACUUCAUAUUAAUUAUAAAAAUAAUAAUCUUAAUAAUAAUAAUCUUAAUAAUAAUAAUAAUAAUAAUCAUAAUUGACACUUUAAUAAUAACCUCAAUCUUCAAUUACAAUUCCAAAAUUGAAUUUACCUUCAAAAGAUAUAAGUGAACGUGUAAUAGCUACAACUCAUCAUACAGAUAGAUAAAGCAAUUUUCCAUCAAAAAGAGUUGCAAAGAUUUAUAAUAAUUUAUAGGGUGUAAGUUUACCUUAUUCUUAAUCAUCUUUAAAUACAACAAGAUCUACAAUGUAAAUUUAUAAAUUAAAUUUAGUACUCAUUCAUAACGUAUUGUUAGUAUUUAAUAAUUGAAAGAAAUUUUACAAACAGAAUAACUUUGA